Mucor velutinosus is the source of this 1062-nucleotide messenger RNA. RefSeq lists its product as uncharacterized. Gene Ontology annotation, molecular function: allantoicase activity. Lineage: Eukaryota; Fungi; Mucoromycota; Mucoromycetes; Mucorales; Mucoraceae. Gene Ontology annotation, biological process: allantoin catabolic process. The transcript has 5 exons. The record is from RefSeq and is a predicted model, not a curated record. The coding region runs from base 1 to 1062 and encodes 353 amino acids.
AUGGCUGCCUACGAAACCCUCGAAUUUGAACAAUUGAAGACCUCUCCUUUGGGUCAAUGUAUCGAUCUCGCUUCUUCUGCUCUCGGAUCCACCAUCGUUGCUGUCACUGAUGAGUUCUUUGCUCCUGCCACCAACAUGAUCAAUCCCGCUCCUCCAAUUCAUGCUCCUGGUCGUUUCGUUGACACUGGUGCUUGGAUGGACGGUUGGGAGACCAAGCGUCACAACCCCAACUACGAUUGGGCUAUCAUCAAGCUCGGUUUCUCUGGUUCUUUCAAGGGUUUCGACAUUGAUACUCACUACUUCACUGGUAACCAAGCUCCCUUCGCUUCCGUUGAUGCCGCUGUUGUCCCUGUCGGUGCUGAUGCUCAAUCCGCUGAAAUCAAGUGGACUGAAAUCUUACCCAAGGUUGCAUUGCCUCCUACUCAACACAAUGUCUUUCUCUUGAAGGAAGAGACCGCUGUCUACACCCAUCUUCGCGUCAACAACAUUCCUGAUGGUGGUAUCGCUCGUUUCCGUGCUUACGGUAAUGUUUCUCCUAUCUGGCCUGAGGACAAGUCUGCCAUCGUUGAUCUCGCUUUCUGUGGCAACGGUGCUCGUGCUGUCGAGGUUUCCAACCAACAUUACACUCCUGGUUCCAACAUCUUGUUGCCUGGUCGCGGUCAAAACAUGGGUGAUGGUUGGGAAACCAAGCGUUCUCGUACUCCCGGACACACUGAUCACGUCCUCAUUCGUCUCGGUGAUAAGGGCCACCUCUUGAAGGCUGUCGUUGAUACCUCCAACUACUGUGGUAACUAUCCUCACAAGAUCAUCUUGAAGGCUACCAACUCUACCCAAGAGAUCCCUGAAGCUGAUGCUGAAUGGACCACUUUGAUCGAGCCCGCCUCCACUGGUCCUCAUGACCUCUUCUACUUUGACCUUCCCCACACUGACAAGGUCUUCUCUCAUGCCAAGAUCAUCAUUGUUCCUGAUGGUGGUCUCAAGCGUCUCCGUCUCUAUGGUGUCCGUGAGGGUGCUACUCUCCCUGCUCUCCCCAUUGAUGUUGGAAAUGCCGCUGCUCAGUAA